Pelobates fuscus (common spadefoot toad) is the source of this 1477-nucleotide messenger RNA. RefSeq names its product leukemia NUP98 fusion partner 1 (gene LNP1). The coding region runs from base 345 to 1004 and encodes 219 amino acids. The record is from RefSeq and is a predicted model, not a curated record. NCBI's taxonomy places the organism in Eukaryota, Metazoa, Chordata, Amphibia, Anura, Pelobatidae. The transcript has 5 exons.
CGGACAGCAGGGGAUCUGGACCACGCUGUAUGUGUGCUGUUAGCACCCUUUAGGCAGUGUGACUUCGGAAUCAAUGUAAUGGAAAGAUUAAAGGACCUCUCUCUGCCCCUCUGAUAAAUAGAUUACAAGGGAUUGGCUUAUGUAAAGACUGUGGCUGGAGCUGCUGCUUUGUAUUUUUUUUCCUCCUUAAAGUCAGCUUAAGGGGGGGGCGGGUGGGUUGGCUUGAAUCAAUCUAAACCAUUGCUGGCCGGCAGAACAGCACUUGAGUUGGCAGCGAGUUUGCAACUUCGGCAGACUGUUUCUGCUCCUCUGCUGGGAGAACACCCAGCCUGGAACCCCUGUAGAUGGAUUACGAAGAGGACGAUGAUGAUAUUCUUUUUGCUAAAUGGAUGAGUAGCUAUUGGGGCCACAGUGGAAUAGAGGGCGGCGAGAAGGAAGGGAGAAACCACAGAAAACGCCAGUCACGUGCCUUGAGUGAAAGGAGAGCAUCCUUACCUUGUCCGGCUCAGCUGUCUGCAAUGCAUGUAGCGAGGUUCCACUCGGCUUCCAAAGCACCAUCUCCCGUCUACCUUAAGGGCUUUAAGGAUUUUCGUGAGGAUAGAGACAGCAAAUGCCACAUGAAGAUCAAUAAAGUUUUUUCGGGGGAUGGCUCACUGCCAGAGACCAAGGGACAGAAAAAGAGAUCAAAUUCUAUCCAAGAGUUUUCUGAAUCCUUUGAGAAGCAACUACGCUUCAGAAGCAAGCGCUCCACAUCUUUGGGAGAGCAAUCAAUAAGUCGGAGGAAUUCGUCCGGCAGAGGGAAGGAUGAAGAUGAUGACCCCUGUGUUAUUUGUCAUGAUGACCUCCAUGUUGGCAGUAUCUGGGAACUUCACUGCAUGCACAGAUUUCAUAAGGAGUGCAUUGAAAAAUGGCUCUUCAAGAAGCAAACCUGCCCCACUUGUCGGGUUCAAGUCGUCACGGCCAAGUCAUUUUUCUUAUCUACUUCUCGAAUGAAAGUUCCAUGAAGACAUUAUACAACUGGAACACAAAUCACUUUUAUCUGGUUUUAUAAGAAAAAGGAAAAACCCAGACUGCCUUACGGCUUUGUUUCACAAGCUAUCUGAAAGAGCGUAGCUUUGUUUUUUAUGAUAGAAUCUUAUUUUUUAUGAUAAAAUUAACAUUUCAAGUGAAAAUCUAGUGCUACAGUGUACACAAUUUUGAAGUUAGAUAAUUUAUAUUAGCUUUAUUAAUAUAAUGCACUGUAAAUAAAAUAUUUGCUACAUUUAGCUGUGUUUCUCUGUUUUUGUUGUUACAGGGUAAUAGGUUUCAAACCAUUGGUAUCAGUGUUAUCAAAUGCUGGCAUUAGUGGGUUUAAUAAACUCGGAACCCCCCUAUUAACAAUGUUAAAUGGCGUCUAACCACAUUGACAUCAUCAUUUUCUAAAUCUACAAUUACGUCCCUAUAGUAUAACUGAAUAUAUGCCCCCCGCCUUCUGCGG